GGUUCCGGGUUCGACGCGGGGCGGGGAUGUGAAUCCCGAUGGAGCGGCCCGAGGAAGGCAAGCAGCCGCCGCCGCCGCAGCCCUGGGGACGGCUCCUGCGCCUGGGCGCGGAGGAGGGCGAGCCGCACGUCCUCCUGAGGAAGCGGGAGUGGACCAUCGGGCGGAGACGAGGUUGCGACCUUUCGUUCCCUGGCAAUAAACUGGUCUCUGGAGAUCACUGUAAAAUUGUAGUGGAUGAAAAAUCAGGCCAGGUGACACUGGAAGAUACCAGCACCAAUGGAACAGUGAUUAACAAGCUGAAAGUUGUUAAGAAGCAGACGUGCCCUUUACAGAGUGGGGAUAUCAUCUACUUGGUGUACAGGAAGAAUGAACCGGAACACAGAAUGUUCCUCCCGGCUACACCCCCUUUCUCGCUCACGUGGGUUCCUGUUGUGAAUAGUGUCUGUUGAGGAGUGGGAGCGUCCACUUUGCAGCCUGAGUCCAGCCAUUCCUCGGGAAUACCACCGUGGCCUUGAGCAGCCAGUCCCAACAUGGCAGCCACAGAGAAACUCACGGGGAUGGCUUAGGUUCUACAGGAGAAGAACUUGAGUUAUGGGGAUAAAACCUAGGACCAGGGGUCUGGAGGCCACUGAUGGUUCUGCUUUUGGAGACCUUACAAGAAACAUCAAAGACGUGGCAUACCUCUAUGAAUCUUUAAAUGAAAAGCAAGGCAUGACACAAGAAUCCUUUGAAGCUAACAAGGAAAAUGUGUUCCAUGGGACCAAAGAUGCCUCAGGUGUAGGUGCAGGGCCAGGGGCCGAUCCCCGGGUCCCUCCGUUGUCGCCCGCCGCUCAGGUGUGCUUUGAGGAACCACAGCCAUCGACGUCGACCUCAGACCUCUUCCCCACAGCCUUGGCCUCUUCCACGGAGCCUCCUCCUGCAGGGCGAGAGCAUUCCUCCAGUUGCGAGUCUGGGGGUGGUGGCAUCUCCCCUAAAGGAUGUGGUCCCUCUGUGGCAAGUGAUAAAGUCUCCAGCUUUGCCUCAGCUCUCCCAGACAGAAAGCCUGCAUCCUUUUCGUCAUUGGAACCCCAGGAUCAGGAGGAUUUGGAGCCCAUGAAGAAGAAAAUGAAAGGAGAUGGGGACCUUGACCUGAACCUGCAGUUGGUCGCACAACCGCGUAGAAACGCCCAAACCGUCCAGGAGGACGUCAGAGCAGCGACUGGGAAGCCAGACAAGAUGGAGGAGACGCUGACAUGCAUCAUCUGCCAGGACCUGCUACACGACUGCGUGAGUUUGCAGCCCUGCAUGCACACGUUCUGCGCGGCUUGCUACUCGGGCUGGAUGGAGCGCUCGUCCCUGUGCCCCACCUGCCGCUGUCCUGUGGAGCGUAUCUGUAAAAACCACAUCCUCAACAACCUCGUGGAAGCAUACCUCACCCAGCACCCAGACAAGAGUCGCAGUGAAGAAGAUGUGCAAAGUAUGGAUGCCAGGAAUAAAAUCACUCAAGACAUGCUGCAGCCCAAAGUCAGGCGGUCUUUUUCUGAUGAAGAAGGGAGUUCAGAGGACCUGCUGGAGCUGUCAGAUGUUGACAGUGAGUCCUCAGACAUUAGCCAGCCGUACGUUGUGUGCCGGCAGUGUCCUGAGUACAGAAGGCAGGUGGCGCAGCCUCCCCACUGCCCAGCACCCGAGGGUGAGCCAGGAGCCCCGCAGGCCCUGGGGGAUGUACCCUCCACGUCCGUCAGCCUCACGACAGCAGUCCAGGAUUACGUGUGCCCUCUGCAAGGAAGCCACGCCCUGUGCACCUGCUGCUUCCAGCCCAUGCCCGACCGGAGAGCGGAGCGCGAGCAGGACCCACGUGUCGCCCCUCAGCAGUGUGCCGUCUGCCUGCAGCCUUUCUGCCAUCUGUACUGGGGCUGUACCCGCACCGGCUGCUUCGGCUGCCUGGCCCCGUUCUGUGAGCUCAACCUGGGUGACAAGUGUCUGGACGGCGUGCUGAACAACAACAGCUACGAGUCAGACAUCCUGAAGAAUUACCUGGCAACCAGAGGUUUGACAUGGAAAAACAUGUUGACCGAGAGCCUGGUGGCUCUCCAGCGGGGAGUGUUCCUGCUGUCUGAUUACAGGGUCACGGGGAACACCGUGCUGUGUUACUGCUGUGGCCUGCGCAGCUUCCGUGAGCUCACCUACCAGUAUCGGCGGAACAUUCCUGCUUCCGAGUUGCCAGUGGCUGUAACAUCCCGUCCUGACUGCUACUGGGGCCGUAACUGCCGCACUCAGGUGAAAGCUCACCACGCCAUGAAAUUCAAUCAUAUCUGUGAACAGACAAGGUUUAAAAACUAAGCACCCAGCGGCCCCGAGCAGCCUCAGCACGGAAGGCGCAGAGAGCGCGCUUUUAAAUACAGAGACCACGGAAGGCGGAGAGAGCGUUUUUAAAUACAGAGACCAACACGCCAGGGCGUUUUCACGGCCCCCUGAGGGACGCAGGGUCUCCGGCAGGUGCUCUGGGGGCCUCUUCUGCGAGCUUCACCCUCUGAGUGAGACCCUCCCCCGAGCCCUGGGGGCCACAGCCCGCCCUCCUGCUCCCUGAGUGCUGGGUGGGGCUUGUGGUGGCGUGAGCAGCAGAGACGAAGCCUUUCCAUGGCACGCAGCUGCCCCGCCGAGGGGCAGUUUUGCUCUUUUGUAUGUUUUCCGUAACGACAGGUAAAGCAGAAAUCUGUUUUCAGGAAGAGUUUCAAGGGAGAAAGGGGAAAGUUUAUCAAAAACAUUGUUUCAGGAGAAGGGAGCGUAAGUUUACAGCCUACAGGAUGUACACAAUAUUCUGCUGUUGGGAAAACCACAGCAUUUUAUAUAUUUUUUAUUUUAAUAGGUUUGGUGCUUAUCUUCUAAUAAGAUUUAAAUAUCACAAACUGUAGCACAAAUGAUAUAAUUUAUAAUUUACAAAUUGACUAAAAUUGGGUAUAGUAUGGUAUUUGAAAGAAUAAGCAUAUGCUUCUGUUUAUUGAAAAAAAACUUCCAGUGUCCAAAACUG
Rhinopithecus roxellana (golden snub-nosed monkey) is the source of this 3007-nucleotide messenger RNA. It is a transcript of the gene CHFR, whose product is annotated as checkpoint with forkhead and ring finger domains. Gene Ontology annotation, biological process: mitotic cell cycle checkpoint signaling; ubiquitin-dependent protein catabolic process; protein ubiquitination. Lineage: Eukaryota; Metazoa; Chordata; Mammalia; Primates; Cercopithecidae. Gene Ontology annotation, cellular component: nucleus. Gene Ontology annotation, molecular function: ubiquitin-protein transferase activity; protein binding. The transcript has 19 exons. Bases 592 to 2319 code for a protein of 575 amino acids. The record is from RefSeq and is a predicted model, not a curated record.